AGCAGUGUUCGAUGAUCUUCAUUUAGAUUUAGUAAUUUGAAAGGUGGUUUUUGAAUGACUUAUUUUUGUUAUUUGUGUAAUCUUAUUCUGAGCUAAUUAUAUAUCUGUGGAAGGCUGAGACAUACAACUGUUCUUCAAGUCAUGGGGAAAAUUGUGUGAUGUGUGCUACCAUCAGCAUGUGAGGACCUCAUUUUGGUUCCACAGGCGAACUGGAAGAAGUCGGUGCAGGGAUUUGCCGUCUUGUCCAUCGCUGCGAGCAGAGACGCCGCUGCGAGAAACAAGGUUCAGUCUUAGUCGAAAAACUUGUUGAUACAGGAUGCCGUUACUCUCGUCUGCGACUCUGUCGGAGGCCCACUACCUGUAAACCAACUGUAUCCACCCUCUCAUGUCUGUCGAGGCGAGUUUUUUUGAAACUUCGUGGUGACUAUUAAUGCCGCUAAGCAAACAGGUGGAGAUGAUGACCUAGGGGAUGAGAGUGGAACUAGAAUGUCUCGUCCUGAUGGCACUACCGAAGAAAACUCUCCAGAAUCAGAGGAGGGACAACCUGGUGGGGAUGAUGACGAUGACUAUGAACCUGAAGAUGGGCGAAAUAAACGGAAAAAAGGAAAAAAGAGGAAAGCUAGGAGUGAGGACAAAAAGGGAAAGAAGAAAAAGAAGAAGAAAAAGGCUGACAGUGGAGAUGAAAGUGAUUAUGGAUUUGAUGAGGAUGGUGGGGGAAAUGACUCUGAUUUUGUCAGCGGAAGUAGUAGCCGUAAGUCGCGGAAAUCUCGAGCCAGUCAGAAACACGUGCCACAAGCAGCACCAGUUCAGGAUUCAAAUUCAGGUAUGCCAACUGUGGAGGAAGUAUGUAUGACGUUUGGAUUGACUGAUGUUGAUGUAGAAUAUACUGAGGCUGACUUCCAGAACCUUACAACGUACAAGCUGUUCCAACAGCACGUGAGACCACUAUUAGGCAAAGAAAACCCUAAGGUUCCUAUGUCAAAACUGAUGAUGUUAGUAGCAGCCAAAUGGCGAGACUUCACGAACAUCAACCCAAACACGGAACAAGAACCUGAACCCAUGGCAGAAGAUAGCUAUGCACGCAAGACGAGCCGGUCAAGGCCUUCUAAGGACAGUUCAAAGGCGGAAUCGGACCUUGCGGGUCUGGACGACGACGAUGAUGAAGAGAGGGAAGAGAAGAUCAAGAAGAAACGGGGUCGAAGUGGGAAGAAAAGUAGUACUGCUGGUGGUAGCAGUAAAAAGAGUACAAGCAAAGUCCCCACUCUCAAGAUUAAACUUGGGAAACGGAAGCGUGGCAGUUCGGGCAGUAUGUUGCAGGUGCCGCAUUGUACUGCUACUGAUGUAAAUGGUUCACCCUGCUUGUCGCAGGAGGAUGAGGGCGAUGCAAGCGGAGGAGCAAGUGACAGGGACUCAGAUGCUGAGUUUGAGCAGAUGUUGGCAGAAGCAGAGGAAGCAAAUAAGAUCUCUACGGAAGCCGAUGAUGACGAAGUUGGUGGAGAGUCCAAUGUGGAGGAAGAAAGUGGAGGAAGCGGUGAUACGCCUCCUUCUAGCCAAGCUCCCAAUCAGGCGCCAGUCAGGCGCAAAGCUAAGACAAAAAUCGGCAACAAGAGCAAGAAAAAGAAAAAGACAAAAACCACGUCUAAAUUCCCGGGUGGAGACGGUGAGGAUGGCUACGAGACAGACCAUCAAGAUUAUUGUGAAGUGUGUCAACAAGGCGGUGAAAUUAUUCUGUGUGAUACAUGCCCAAGAGCAUACCAUCUUGUGUGUCUCGACCCAGAGCUGGAAGAAACCCCAGAAGGCAAAUGGUCGUGUCCUCACUGCGAAGGAGAGGGAGUGCAGGAACAAGAUGAUGAUGAACAUAUGGAGUUCUGCAGGGUUUGUAAGGAUGGCGGUGAACUCCUUUGUUGUGAUUCGUGCCCGUCUGCGUACCACACGUUUUGUCUCAACCCACCACUUACAGACAUUCCUGAUGGUGACUGGAAAUGCCCGAGAUGUUCAGCCAAGCCACUGCCAGGAAAAGUUGCAAAGAUCCUAACUUGGCGCUGGGCAGAGGCAAAGAAGUCGGAUGGCAGAGAGGAGGAAGAUAAGCUGUCUGAGGAACCGUCAACGAGCAAACGUCCUCCUCGUACACCGAAACCACAAAGGGAAUUCUUUGUAAAGUGGCAUGAGAAGUCUUACUGGCACUGUGAAUGGGUCUCUGAGUUACAGAUGGACGUGUUCCAUCCUCUGAUGAUCCGAAAUUAUAUGCGGAAGUAUGACAUGGAUGAACCUCCAAAAUUGGAGGAACCAAUUGAUGAAUUGGACAACCGAAUGAAGCGGAUAAAGGAAGCCAAUGCUGAUGAUUCUGCUUUAGAGGACAAAUAUUACAGGUAUGGUAUUAAGCCAGAGUGGAUGAUCGUUCAUCGAAUUAUCAAUCAUCGGACAAUGCGUGAUGGCCGAACUCUGUAUCUGGUUAAGUGGCGAGAUCUGUCCUAUGAUCAAGCUACUUGGGAAGAGGAAAAUGAGAGUAUUCUUGGCUUGAAACAGGCUAUUGACUUUUACAUGGACUUGAGAGCAUCUUGUAAUGUUGAUGGGUCUGGUAGAAAGGGCAAGAAAGGAAAAGGUAAAAGAAUGAAGACAAGGGAACUCCAAGACGAGGACGGCGAUAAAACUCCAUGGUUCCACCCAUCAUCUGUCACAAGUAGACAUGUGCAUUUGUUUAGACGCUAUACUCCGCCGCCUGAAAAGCCAUUGACAGACUUGAAGAAGAAGCUUGAUAAACAACCGGAUUAUAUUGACCAAACCGGUAUGCAGCUUCAUCCAUACCAGCUGGAAGGUCUCAACUGGCUACGGUAUUGCUGGGGACAAGGCAUUGAUACCAUCUUGGCAGACGAGAUGGGUCUUGGUAAAACUAUUCAAACCAUUACGUUUCUCUACUCUCUGUACAAAGAAGGCCAUUGUAAGGGUCCUUUUUUGCUCAGUGUACCUCUGUCAACAAUUAUUAACUGGGAACGAGAGUUUGAGACGUGGGCUCCGGAUUUCUAUGUAGUGACCUACGUUGGAGACAAGGACUCGAGGGCUGUAAUCCGUGAAAAUGAACUCUCAUUUGAAGAAGGUGCUGUGAGGGGUGGUAGAGCUUCUCGAAUUAGGGCAAAUACCAUCAAGUUUAAUGUCCUGCUGACCAGCUACGAGCUGAUCUCUAUUGAUGCAGCAUGUCUUGGGUCCAUAGACUGGGCAGUCCUAGUGGUUGAUGAAGCCCAUCGACUCAAGAGCAAUCAGUCAAAAUUCUUCCGCUUGCUGGCAAGCUACAACAUUACGUACAAGUUACUGCUAACAGGUACACCUCUACAAAAUAACCUGGAGGAAUUAUUUCAUCUGCUAAAUUUUCUGUGCCGAGAGAAAUUUAAUGAUUUGGCGGCCUUCCAAAAUGAGUUUGCUGACAUUUCAAAGGAAGAUCAAGUUAAGAAACUUCAUGAAAUGUUGGGUCCUCAUAUGUUGCGACGUCUUAAAACUGAUGUACUGAAGAGUAUGCCAUCCAAGUCGGAGUUUAUCGUUCGUGUAGAACUCUCGCCGAUGCAAAAGAAGUACUACAAAUUUAUCUUGACGAGGAACUUCGAGGCUUUAAAUCCUAAAGGUGGUGGCCAGCAGGUAUCAUUAUUAAAUAUCAUGAUGGACCUCAAAAAGUGCUGCAACCAUCCCUACUUGUUCCCAGCCGCUGCGCAAGAGGCUCCAACAACACCCAAUGGAACCUAUGAAACAACGGCGCUCAUAAAGGCUUCUGGCAAGCUUGUGUUGCUCUCUACCAUGCUACGUAAACUCAAGGAACAAGGUCACAGGGUUCUAAUCUUCUCACAGAUGACAAAAAUGCUGGACAUCCUGGAAGAUUAUUUAGAAGGUGAAGGAUAUAAAUAUGAGCGGAUUGAUGGUAAUAUCACCGGAUCCGUUAGACAAGAGGCUAUUGAUAGAUUCAAUGCUCCUGGAGCGCAGCAGUUUGUAUUCCUCCUCUCCACAAGGGCAGGAGGUUUGGGUAUAAACCUGGCAACAGCCGACACCGUUAUUAUCUAUGACUCCGAUUGGAAUCCUCAUAAUGAUAUUCAGGCCUUCUCCAGAGCUCAUCGAAUUGGUCAGGCUAAUAAGGUUAUGAUCUAUCGAUUUGUGACGCGCAACUCGGUUGAGGAACGUGUGACGCAGGUUGCCAAGCGGAAGAUGAUGUUGACUCAUCUGGUUGUGCGCCCAGGUAUGGGCGGUCGUGGUGCAACAUUCUCAAAACAAGAGCUUGACGAUAUCCUGCGUUUUGGAACAGAAGAGCUAUUCAAAGAGGAGGAGGGUAAGGAAGAUGAAGCAAUACAUUAUGAUGAUAGAGCAAUUGAUGAGCUUCUAGACAGAACAAAGGAAGGUAUUGAACAGAAAGAGAACUGGGCGAACGAGUACCUGUCAUCCUUCAAGGUUGCCAGCUACGUCACCAAGGAAGGAGAAGAGGAAGAAGAACCCACAGAGAUAAUCAAACAGGAAGCAGAGAACACCGAUCCGGCGUACUGGGUGAAACUGCUGCGUCACCAUUAUGAGCAGCAGCAAGAAGAUAUGGCACGGACACUUGGCAAGGGCAAACGUGUGCGCAAACAGGUUAAUUAUAAUGAUGGUACAGUAGAGGGCAGAGAUGAUGCAACCUGGCAGGAAAACCUGUCGGAUUACAACUCCGACUUCUCGGCUCCUUCAGAUGAUGACAAGGAAGACGAUGAUUUUGAUGAGAAGACUGACGGCGAGCCUGGACGUCGUAGUCGCCGUCGUCUUGAACGUAGGGAUGAGAAGGACCGUCCAUUGCCGCCGCUGUUGGCACGUGUGGGUGGCAACAUUGAGGUUCUGGGUUUUAAUGCUCGACAAAGGAAAGCAUUCCUCAAUGCCAUUAUGCGAUACGGCAUGCCACCUCAAGAUGCCUUCAAUUCUCAGUGGUUGGUGCGUGAUCUGAGAGGGAAGUCUGAGAAAAACUUCAAAGCAUAUGUUUCUCUGUUCAUGCGCCACCUCUGUGAACCUGGUGCUGAUAACGCUGAGACAUUUGCAGAUGGCGUUCCUCGGGAAGGCCUCAGUCGACAACAUGUACUGACAAGAAUUGGCGUUAUGUCUCUUAUACGUAAGAAGGUUCAGGAAUUUGAACAUAUCAAUGGUUACUACAGUAUGCCUGAGAUGAUCCGUAAACCUGUAGAACCUAUCAAAACGGCCGCUGGUGUAGUACCGCCAGGCAUGGAACAGGGUGGUGAGAUGCCACGCAGUGCUACCACAAGUACUAGUGCUACCCCGGCUACAAGUGCCGCGGCGAGCCCAGCCCCUACGCUAAAUAGUCAGGAUGAGAGCAAGGACAAGGAGGGAGAGGAUAUUGCAAAUAAAGAAGAAACUAAUAAAGAAGCUUCCAAAGAGGAACCAAAGGAUGUUACAGAAAUCAGAAAGGAGGAUGUGGAGGUAGAAGUGGAUGAAAGGAAGGAAACGGCGAAGGAAGAAUGUGCCGAAAAGGAAGGAGAGAUGAAGGAGAAGGUGACUGGAGCAGAGGAAGAGAAGCUUGAGGAGAUGGAUACUAGUGAAAAGAAGGAAUGUGCUGGAAGUGAUGAAGUAAAAGCAGAGGAAGUAGUGGUCAAAGAGGAGAAGGGGAAAGAAGGGGAAAUGUCAGAUGAGGAGAAGAGCAAGCCUGUCACACCGAGUCAGGAGCAAAAGAAGGAAGACGACGAUAUUGUUGUCGUCAAGGACGAAGGUGAAGAACGCAAGGAUGAAAGAAAGGAAGGAACAAAAGAAGAUAAAAAGGAGGAUAAGGAAGACAUCAAAGGAGUAGAUGAUAUUGACAAACCCAAACGGAAAUUUAUGUUCAACAUUGCUGACGGAGGCUUUACAGAACUGCACACGCUCUGGCUUAAUGAGGAAAAGGCGGCUGUUCCUGGACGAGAAUAUGAGAUAUGGCAUAGAAGGCACGAUUAUUGGCUCCUGGCAGGGAUCGUAACUCACGGAUAUGGUCGCUGGCAGGACAUCCAAAAUGACAUACGGUUUGCCAUCAUCAAUGAACCUUUUAAGAUGGAUGUUGGAAAGGGAAAUUUCCUUGAGAUAAAGAACAAAUUUCUUGCAAGGAGGUUCAAGCUUCUGGAACAGGCACUGGUUAUAGAGGAGCAGUUGCGUCGUGCGGCGUAUCUGAACUUGACGCAGGAUCCAAACCACCCCGCAAUGUCGCUCAAUGCCAGGUUUGCUGAAGUGGAGUGCCUUGCAGAAUCACACCAGCAUCUCUCCAAGGAAAGCUUGGCAGGAAACAAACCUGCAAAUGCAGUGCUUCACAAGGUUCUCAACCAACUAGAGGAACUCCUGUCGGACAUGAAGUCUGAUGUGAGUCGCCUUCCUGCCACUCUGGCUCGUAUCCCACCAGUAGCGCAGCGGUUGCAGAUGUCAGAAAGAUCAAUCUUAUCGCGUCUGGCUGCCACAACCACUGCGGGGUCCACCCCUACUACCCCUACCACUUCCCAACAGGGACCCACAGGAUUGCUGAGCAGUCAGUUCCCUGGAGGUUUUCAGGCUGGUCAACUUCCAGCUGGUUUUGCUACAGCUAACUUUGCCAGUUUCCGGCCACAGUACUCUGUCCCUGGACAGCCCACACAAGGAUUUCCUGAGACGUCACCCGAUAUUGAUGUCUCUCGAGUGCCGUUGUUUCACGACGGCAACUGGAGGGAAUCUUGGUAGAGCACAGGCCACGACAACCAACAUUCACAGAAAAAUAAUUGUUAAAAAAUUACGCUCACUAAACCAACUGCUCAGUGAAUUGAAGCCGGCUGUUCAAUAUAGAUUACAGCAAAGGUUACAAGGAUGCAUGUAGAUGGAACGAAUUGCUAGAGCAACAGCUGUUGAGUAUUCCACUUCGUGUUUGAUUGAAACUAAACCUUGUAACUGUUAAUAAUGGAUCUCAAAAACAACUGAAGACACUCUUUUCUAAAUUAUUGUUUGAUGUACCUAUGCUAGCACAGUUGACUUUAUCUCUUAAGAAUUAUCUUGACACAAUGAUUGGUGGAUUUUAUGACUGAAAGUUGUCACCUAGUUAUUCAAGGGUCACAUGUUUUGAGGAUAUGUUAAUUACAUUUUAAUAGGAUAUUUUAAUUUAUAUAUUAUUAAAGUAUAUGACUGUACAAACAUGGUAAUUUUUUUAAAGUCAUGAAAGUAUGUUUUUCAGUUUGCUUCUUAUCAGUUGUCUGUUGCUACAGUUAUCUUCAGAAUUGACUGUUCAGUCUUUAAAUAUGAGUCCCUUGAAAUGAUCGGACGUGCUUGAAAGAGAACAAAAUAUCUGAUCAAAUGGAAGAUUGUGCCACAAAAACAAAGUGUUUAUAUCUGUAACAGGCAUGUUCUCAUAUCCCUGUUUGUGGUUCAUUUUGUGAUAAAAGUGGAAAAGUUAAAAAUUGUAGCCUAGGGGCUGUUUCUUUAGUCAGAAUUGUUUCUGUAGAAUGUCACGCCUUAAAUUUCUAGGUAUGACGUUCUUGCCAUCAUUGGCUUUAAAAUGUGGUACUUCAAAAAACGAAACAAGACUUUUUUUUAAUGUGGUGCCCAGAACUGCAGUUUGUCAUGUGAUUUCUUAUUUGAACAGUUGAGGGAACAGUAUCACAGUUGGUAACGGUGUAUUUGAUAGCCUGUUUACUUUCUCCGCCGAGGUAUUUUUGAGCACUUUGUAGUAUUGUGGUUUAGUAUUAUAAGGUUCAUACCUAAUUGAUAUUCCACUGAUGUAAGACCUUUCCAUAAUUUGAUUUGAAAGUAGCUAAAUGCAGUGGUUGCUAGCCAUUACUUUUAGCUUACGGAAGCUUUACUUCUUUUAUGUAGGAUUUGAGAUUUUCACUGCGGCGAGUACGAAGAAGACUUCUGGGUCGUUGCGCCGUGUAGUCUGGUAGAAGUUUACCGGCGUUUCAGAGGUCCUUGCUGCCUCCCAUCAUCAGGACAAUUAGUGUUGAUGGAGGCAGCAAGGACCUCUGAAACUUUGGUAAACUGACUGACAAUACAACCCAGAAGACAGUCAUCUUCUAUACUUCUUUUGUUUUUAUGACAUUCCUGAUAUGAUUAAUCGGUUUUCUGUGGACAUGUUACGUCAUUUAUCGGAUCCUGUAACUACCUUUUGGCCUUGUUUUAGUCAUUGCAGAGGUUUUUUUGUUUAAUAUUGAAGUUUUUGAUUACACUGAAGCACAAGCGCCUUUUUUAUUUAUGAUACAGUGAAAUAAAGGUUUAAGAUAUUGAU
Zootermopsis nevadensis is the source of this 8218-nucleotide messenger RNA. The record is from RefSeq and is a predicted model, not a curated record. Lineage: Eukaryota; Metazoa; Arthropoda; Insecta; Blattodea; Termopsidae.